Drosophila virilis is the source of this 3469-nucleotide messenger RNA. Its product is annotated as protein CIP2A. The record is from RefSeq and is a predicted model, not a curated record. Lineage: Eukaryota; Metazoa; Arthropoda; Insecta; Diptera; Drosophilidae.
ACCAGUUCCGCUGCAUAGUUCUAUCGAUACAAAGCUAGCGCCAAGCGACAACAACGUUCGAAAAAAACUGCUCUGCUCUGCUCUGCUGGCAAUAUAAAUCGAAAGGUGCAGUUAAUAAAUACAUAUAUAAAUAAAAAGUGUCAGAGAAUACGCGAUCAUGACUACGAUUCGCGGCCACAGCGCUGGCCACACAAAUAGCAACAGCAUCAACAACAACAACAGCAACAGCAACAACAACAAUCAGAAUGGCGACUCGCCGCUGCAGGCUGCGCUGCCAGCGCAGGACGCGGCGCUUGCGCAGGCCAUUGGCUAUGUGCGGGAAUUUAGCAGCCAGGCGGCGGCUUAUCAUCAGCUCAAGACGGAGGAGUCGCUGGUGCAUCUGCUGCGCAGCAUCGCGCUGCUGGGCACAAAAGUGCCGCCGCAUUGCUAUGCGCCGGCGCCUGGAAAUCUGGAGCUGGCCAAAUUCUUUGUGGACCUGCAUGCGCUGAUGAGCGCCCUGGACGGCGACAGCGAUGCGCUGUGGAGCUGCGUCACGCUGCUGCAGCACUGCAGUCGCAAUCUGGAGGCGCGCAGCGCCAUUGUGCAGAAAUAUUGCUUUGUGCCGCUGCUGAGCUACCUGCUGAAGCGGACGGUGCGGCCGGAGCGUGUGCAGCGGCUGUUGCUGCUGCUGCAGGAUCUGACAUACGGCAUACGCAUUGGCUGGGAGGAGCCGUAUCUGGUGGUGCUGCUGGAGCAUCUGGUCGAGCUGGUGCACAGUGUGGAGGACUGCGAUCCGAAUGCCACGGACGUGGACAGCACACAGGCACAGCUGGCGCUCUCCAUACUGGUCAAUCUGUGCUACAAGAACUUUGUGGUGCUCUUUCUCUUUCUGCGCAGCGUCAACAUAUCCAGCUUCAGUCGGCGCAUACAGAACUACGGCCUGCUGGCCUACAAGAUGCUGAUCAUCCUCUCCGAGGAUGUGCACGCCUUCGAACAGCGCGAACUGCACACAUUUCUGCGCACCGCCUUCGCCGGCAUGGAGGACUGCCUGAAACAGUGGCAUGUGCCCCAGCUGCGGCACAUUGUCGACUUCCUGCUGGACGCCCAGUGCCAUGCGGGCCUGCAGCGAGCCAUGCUCAGCUAUGCCCACUACUGCGAGGACAUUGAGCGGCUGCUGAAUCAAAUAGAGGCACGUCGCCACAUGGACGACUCCGCCAGUGAGGACACGCGCAAGCAGCAGCAGUGCUGCAUGGAGCUGAUCUUCCGCCUGAUUAGCCAUGUGCUGCAGCUGUCCGAGAACAACAGUGUGAUCAGCCUGGAUGCCAUAACAGCGCGCCUCUACGAGCUGAUCUGCGACUGGCUCGAGUCCGAGCUGUGCGGCGUGGCGGCCAUCGAGCUGCUCAGCGUCCUGCUGCGCCUGGGCAAGCGCGGCGCCGUCUCGCAGCUGAUAGCACGCGAGCCCGCCAACGUGGUGAAGCUGGUGAACAGCGCCGAGCGCAGCGAUACAAAGCCCGCCCAUGUGACAGCCAUACUGCGGCUGUUGCUGACGCUGCUGCGCGAGUCCAAGACGGAGAAGCUGGUGCUGUCCAAAAUAUCCGAGUCCUAUUUCGAUAAGAUUCUGGCAGCGCCGCUUAGCUUGCUGCCGCAAAUGCUUAGCCCACAGACGCUCGCCCAGUCGGAGGUGGAGAAGGCCAUCUACUGCCUGCUGCUGCUCAUCAAUUUCGCCAGCAUCGCGAAGAAGGCCUAUUGGGACAAGUGCUGUGCUCUGCUCGAGCUGCCGCAGCUGCAAUAUGCCCUGGCACGCGCCAUGCUCAGCGGCAAUGAGCAGCUGGUGGCCGCCAUGCUGCAAAUAGCACAAUUCGAACACUUUCCCAAGGCGGCCGUGGCCAAGUUUGUCUCCAGCAUUGGCAGCAAUAACAGGCAGGCGAAUCCCAGUCCUGAGCAGGCGGAGCAGUGGCGCAAUUUGAGCGCAAUUCUGAAGAGCCAUCGCACCUUUAUUGACAAGGAGCUGGCGCAGCGCGUGAAUGCGCUAAUCGAGAGCAUCGGGGAGACAAUGCGUCGCAAUGAGCUGCACUCGGCGCCCGUGUCGCAGGUGAUCGAAUUGUAUAACCAUCGCAUCGAUAGCCUCAACUGUGCCGCGCAAAACAUGCAGCAACGCCUGGAGCAGGCCAGCGUUCAGCUGUGCCACAGCACGCAGCUGACCAAUGUGCAAAACGCGGAGCUGGAACGUUUUCAGACCAAAAACUUUGAGCUGCUCAUCAGCCAGGAGCGCCUGCAAACGCAGUGCAAGGAUCUAAAGGCGCAGGCGGGGCAGCUGAAGACAAACCUUAGCGAUCUGCUUAAACGUUGGUCGGAAACCUCCGAGCAGCUGCAGGCCAGCGAGCGCCGUCUCUCGGUCAAGCAGUCGGAAAUUGCGGGCCUGCAAAGAGAUUGCGAGGAGCUGCGCAGCAAUCUCAGUGCCAAGAGCGAGGAGCUGUCCAAACUUGAAGCGCUGAGCAAAGAUAAUUGUACACGCAUCGAGAAGCUGAAGAAAUCGGUGAUUGCCUACGAGCAGGACAUCAAGGAGAAGCUGCGCACCAUUGAGGAGCGCACCACAGAGCUGGCCAAAACGCAUAAGGCGCUCGAGGAGCAGCGUGAGGCGCGCAAAAAAUCCGAGGAUUUGGUUAGCGUGCUCGAGACGCAGCUGCAGGAAAAGAAAGAGCAAAUCGAGAAUCUCGAAAUGGAGCAAAAGGAAACCGAAGAUCUGCGCAAGACAAUCAUGAGCCUUAUGGAGAGCAAAAAGCCCAAACGCAAAGCAUAAUCCAUUGUUUUAAUCGUUUGAUCAUUUAUUUAUUUCUACAAUAUUGACUUAGUUGUGUGUUUAGAAACAAAUAGGCCUGCUAAUACAACACAAUCACAAUCUUACACUUUUAAUUAGCAACUAAAUAUAUAAAUUAUACUAAAUCGCAUGACUGAGCCAACGGCAAACAGAAUCCAUCGAAAGAUGAUUAACUUUUAUCAAUGUGGUUUUCCGUUUGACUUUUCAUUUGUACAAAUUUAAAGCCUGCAAAUUUAUUACACAACUGAAAGCCAGUCAAACAUUUCUUUAAUUGCUGGCAUAUAAUUUUACUGGCAACUACUCGUUUUAUUGCCGGCAAUAAGCUAAAAAAAAAAAAAUUAAAAAGUUGUAAAAAAAAUUUUGCCCACUUAAGCGACAAAAAGUAUUAUUUAUAAACUAUGAAACAAGCUGGAUUCUAAUAGGGCUUCUAGACAGCUGCAAGUACUAGAAUAAGCAGCUAGAACUAACGCCUAAUAAUGAUGUAUAUUAAGCUAGUUAGUACAGCGGUCUAGUUAGUACAGUGGUCGCUCCUAUAGCCUGCAGAGAUGAGAAAUUAGAGCCUAGAAAUUAGCAUUGAACUUUUUGAUACAUUCGACGCUUCGCAUUUAAAAGUUGUAUUUAUUGUUUUCAGUUUUGCAUUACAAUAAAAGCCAUACAAUGUUCAUUUAUAUA